Scheffersomyces amazonensis is the source of this 408-nucleotide messenger RNA. RefSeq lists its product as uncharacterized. The record is from RefSeq and is a predicted model, not a curated record. Lineage: Eukaryota; Fungi; Ascomycota; Pichiomycetes; Serinales; Debaryomycetaceae. Bases 95 to 397 code for a protein of 100 amino acids. The transcript has a single exon.
GUCUCUUUGAGGGUUAUAUAUAUAUGCUCUUAUACUAAAACCAUGCACGCUGGUCCAAGGUCAGACAGUUCCGACGAAUCAGACAAAAAUAUUUAUGUACUUGCACUUCACCUAUAAAAUAAAAAUCUCUCAUACAAUGGGCAAUAGGGGACUCUUACACAUAGAAUAUUUUUUUUCCAAAAUACCGGAUUGUUUGUUCAUGGCUUAUUUCACUCUCCAUGAAAUAGUUUGGUCUAUGUACUGCAGUUAUGUUUUAACUACAUUUAUGUUUUUAACUGCAGUAAUGUUUUUGUUGUUGUUGACUAACUUAUUUCUCAUAUUGAAGUUUUUUUUUCAAUUUAUAUUAAGCAUAAUCUAUCUUCACUUGCAUGAUAUCGUAUGUUAUCUAUACAAUUGACGAACAAAAAC